AUGGAUAGAGCGAACCCUAACCACUUUGGCGCAGGGCCUGCACAGUUACCGACGGCUGUUCUACAGCAAGCUGCUAAGGAACUGAUAAAUUACGAGGGUCUUGGACUUGGAAUUGGUGAGAUUUCCCAUCGGUCGAAAGAAGCCGGUCAAGUGAUCGAGGAUGCUAAGAAACAUUUAGGAGAGUUGUUGAAGAUUCCGGAUACUCACGAGGUAUUUUUCAUGCAGGGCGGAGGUACGACGGGAUUUUCGUCAAUUGCGUCGAAUAUGGCAGCUGCUAGUGUUGGAAGAUCAGGUCAGGUGAAGGUUGGUGCAUAUGUUGUAACGGGGUCAUGGUCUGCGAAGGCUGCACAAGAGGCAGAGCGGCUUGGGGUGCCUACCGAGGUAGUUGUGGAUACAAAGAAGAUGACCGGGAAGUAUGGGUCGAUUCCCGCGACGUCUGAAUGGGUUGGGAAGAUUGAUGUCCGGAAGCAUUCGUAUGUGUAUUUGUGUGAGAACGAGACAGUGCAUGGGGUUGAAUGGCCUGAGGUGCCACAGGAGCUUGUGAGAACUGGGGUUCCGGUGGUGGCAGACUUGUCUUCGGAUAUCUUGUCUCGGAGAAUUAACGUUGAUCAGUAUGAUGUGAUCAUGGCAGGUGCCCAAAAGAACAUUGGUUUAGCAGGGUUGACUUUGUAUGUGGUACGUAAGAUCUUCUUAGAAAACAUAAAGAAGGUACCCGAGGCGGAAUUACUAGAUCAGGGUCUGCCUGUUACACCAAUUGCGAACCAUUUCCCAACAGUGGUGGCUAACAACUCCGCGUACAAUACCAUUCCGAUCUUUACAUUACGUAUCAUGGAUCUAGUAUUUGUGCAUUUGCUGAAGAGGGGUGGACUCGAUGUGCAGCAACGUGAGAAUGAGGAAAAGGCUCGUGUGAUUUAUGGUGCUUUAGACCAGUUCUCAGACUUUUACAAUGUGCCUGUGGAUAUUCCCGCUAGAUCCAAAAUGAAUGUUGUGUUUACCAUUAAGAAGCAAGGACUCGAUGACGAAUUUUUAAAGCAAGCCAAGGAGCUAGGUCUAACAGGGCUCAAGGGUCAUCGGUCUGUAGGUGGGUUUAGAGCUUCACUUUAUAAUGCCGUGGAGCUUCGUAGUGUACGUCUUUUGGCUGACUUUGUUACUAAGUUUGCUAAGGAUCAUGCCUGA
Eremothecium cymbalariae DBVPG#7215 is the source of this 1176-nucleotide messenger RNA. It is a transcript of the gene SER1, whose product is annotated as O-phospho-L-serine:2-oxoglutarate transaminase. Lineage: Eukaryota; Fungi; Ascomycota; Saccharomycetes; Saccharomycetales; Saccharomycetaceae. Gene Ontology annotation, biological process: L-serine biosynthetic process. Bases 1 to 1176 code for a protein of 391 amino acids. The transcript has a single exon. Gene Ontology annotation, cellular component: cytoplasm. Gene Ontology annotation, molecular function: pyridoxal phosphate binding; O-phospho-L-serine:2-oxoglutarate transaminase activity. The record is from RefSeq and is a predicted model, not a curated record.